Messenger RNA from Aspergillus wentii DTO 134E9, 1176 nucleotides. RefSeq lists its product as uncharacterized. The transcript has a single exon. Gene Ontology annotation, molecular function: ribosome binding. Bases 1 to 1176 code for a protein of 391 amino acids. Lineage: Eukaryota; Fungi; Ascomycota; Eurotiomycetes; Eurotiales; Aspergillaceae. Gene Ontology annotation, cellular component: mitochondrial inner membrane. Gene Ontology annotation, biological process: intracellular monoatomic cation homeostasis. The record is from RefSeq and is a predicted model, not a curated record.
AUGCCUGCAGUUCUCAGUGGCCAUCGGGCCCUCCUCUCUCGUCGUCAGCCUCCGGCUUUCACCUCCGUCCCGUCGUGGCUACAGUCUUACUCCGCCUCCAAAACAUCCAGAGGCGCCAUUCAAGUGAAUCUGAUUGCAAUCUCUAGUUCCUCGUGUCGAUAUUCCUCUCAUUCUUCUCACUCGUCCAAAUCACACACCCGUCCGUCAUCCUCGGCACAACCAGCUUCGUCUGCCAUUCCCUCCACCUCCUCGACAGCAACCACUUCGCUUGCCCACGAUGUCAAUCCUCCCCCGAGCACACGACCAGCCGACCUCAACCAGCCGGAUCCUAUCUCACCAUCUGCUAGUGCGUCGGAUAAACUCAAACGAUAUGUUGCUCUCGGUCGGGCCUAUGUUUCUUUCUACAAGACGGGAUUGAAGAAUGUCUACCACAACUAUCGUGCUUCUUUGCCAAUCCGAGGCUCCCUCGGCCUCCCCUCCUACCUACCGACAUCUCCUCCUCCAGCUCCCCCAUCCUCCCAGAACAAUGCCUUUCGCAAGGCCGUUGAGUCCCUCAACCUCAGCCGCUCCAACUUUCAAUUGGUGCGCCGGGCCGCAUACGAUGUGCGCCGAAUGGUCCCAUUCACGCUUAUUCUCAUCAUCUGCGGAGAAUUAACUCCUCUAGCCGUACUUGCUUUUGGCACAGCUGUCACACCAUUUACAUGUCGUGUUCCACGACAGGUAGAGAAAGAUAGAAUACAAAAGGCCGCACGAAAGCGAGCUGCGCUCAUAUCACACCAGGCCAAAACAUUGGGAUCAUUGACGCCCUUCGCGGUAGGCUCAGAACAGGAGCUGGAUCUUCUGGCCAACGACUAUGUCAAUCCAGAGUGGAUCGAGACUGCUGCAGCUGAAGAUAUCCUGCGGGCCUGUGCCGUGUUAAAUCUGGCCAAGACCCAUACCCGACCAACUCUAUUGACUUCCGUCAUGUAUCGGCCUCGAUUGCGGCGGUAUGCGGAAUAUCUGAGCUUGGACGAUCAGUUGAUCCGUAGCUGUGGUGGAGUCAAAGCCAUGGAAGCGGAUGAAGUUAGAAUCGCGGUUGAUGAGCGCGGAGGCGUGGAAUUGGCUGAAGGGAAAGAAGGUUGGGAAGCGGAGCGAGAUGAACGACGGUGGUUGGAGAGGUGGCUGGAGCGGAGAUGA